Messenger RNA from Trichobilharzia regenti, 368 nucleotides. Lineage: Eukaryota; Metazoa; Platyhelminthes; Trematoda; Strigeidida; Schistosomatidae. The record is from the annotation of a GenBank genome assembly.
AUGCUUGGCUCAAUCCCCACAGCAGUGAUUAUUUUUGUCAAAGCCGUUCAAGAGCGCUUAGCUUUGAAUAUUGGUCUGAUAGUACUUGCUGUUUUAUUAUUAGUUGCUCAGUAUCCGGUAGCUGCAAAGUAUGUUCCCGCCUUAAUCGUCAUAUUCGCUAUUUUGAUGGUGUUAUAUCUAACUGGACAAGGUAUAAAACGUUGCAGUAAGGCUGAAACAGGAAGUCUUAUACCAGUUUGGUUAUCCCUGAUCACUUGGACAUAGGUGAUAAUGAUUUAUGUAUUUGUAUCUAUUAUGUUACCAGAUGGCUCAAAGUAACAGCAGAUGGAUGAACACGUUUUCUUUUUGCUUUUUGAAUGAAUAAUUCC